CUGUGGUGAGCAGGUGGAUUGGAUCUUGAGCAGAUUGACAGUGAUUUUAAUCUCAUUAAGAGCGGCCGUCACAUGUGCACAGAUUGAGUUUGUGUGUUGUCUGUGAGGACAUCGUGUGUGUUGAUCAUCGACGUGUCGGCCGUUCAUGUUGUUGGACUACUGCUGUCGGUGUUGUGGGUUCAGUCUGAUCAAACGUCAUGGACAUCUGCCGCUCAACACUCCACUGCAUGACACCUGGGCUGUUCUUCAGAAUCUCUUCAUGUGUAUGUUGUGCUUCUACUCUUUAUAUUACAUUGUGGUCAGUCUGUGCAUCGGCAUUUUCAGGGUGGACGAGGUCGACAGUUUGUUAGCACCAUUUGACUACACAACUCAACCAUCAUGGCAAAGCCCCAAAUAUUUAGUGAGUGUGAUCUCGACAGAAGUGACAUACACUGUUGGUGGUCUGAUAUUUGCCUGGAUUGUGGAGGAUUGGGUGUGGGAUUACGCCAUCACUGUCACUCUUCUACACAUCGGACUGACCGUAGCCGUUAUGGCUGACUUUCCAUCCGCUGAACAUUGGUGGAUUGCUCUUGGCUCUGGUUUACUCAUGAUGAUUUUUGGAGGACAGCUCUUAGCGUACAGACUCUUCAGAAAUGAUUUUGUUCAUCCUGCAGAUCUUCAGGAUUUCUGAGUAGCUCCUCAUUGCAGAACGUAACAUCCAGGUGGAAAUGUUGGAUCCAGAUCAAGUCUCCUCCCAUUGCAUUGUGAUUGGUCAACACUGGAUCCAGUCACUUUCCACUGCGUUUUGAUUGGUCGACAGAUUUCUGGA
This is a messenger RNA of Triplophysa dalaica, 808 nucleotides long. It is a transcript of the gene tmem244, whose product is annotated as transmembrane protein 244. NCBI's taxonomy places the organism in Eukaryota, Metazoa, Chordata, Actinopteri, Cypriniformes, Nemacheilidae. The coding region runs from base 146 to 670 and encodes 174 amino acids. The transcript has 6 exons. The record is from RefSeq and is a predicted model, not a curated record.